AAAGCGGCCUCUUAUCGACCAUCUUUUUUCUCUGAUUUUUCGUUUUCGACAAUAAAAAUAAAAUAAAAAGUAACGCUUUUUAUACAGCUCGCUCUUUCAAGAUCCCUACAACAAAUUGUCGACAGUUCUAACAGAUCACUAAUUAUUGCAUUCCCAACAAGAAUCUCCUUGAUCAGUGACACUAUUUGUACAAGGACUCAGAUUUCUUGUUUUCUCUUUGGCUGGUGACAAGUGGGGAUAUUGUGUGCAUAUUGUAUUUUGUGUAGUGUUUUUGGUUUCAAAUGUCUAUAAUGGACUUCAGUUUUUCAAGAAAUUAAGUGAGUUUUGAAUAUUUAUCAUUGACAAUACUGGUCAGGCCUGGCUCUCGAGAGCUACAUAGACUCUGGCCACCCAGGAGCGGUGCCUACCAUGGCACCUUCUCGUGUGGCUGGAGGGUUAGCCCAAUCUUCCUCAAGUUCAGGAAUUUUCUUCCAGGGGGAUGGGCAGUCUCAGACUGUAGUUAACUCUCACUUAACCUCAUCGUUUGGUAACUCAUCCAAUUCAAUUCCCGGAACUGGGCGUCCCAAUCGGGGUCCGGUUUCUGGUGACAUGAAUAAUGCCGUUUUGAACAGCGUGGCAAAUUCUGGACCAAGUGUCGGGGCAAGUUCUCUGGUGACAGAUGCAAAUUCAGCACUUUCCGGAGGUCCCCAUUUGCAGAGAAGUGCCAGCAUAAAUACCGAGUCAUACAUGCGUCUGCCAGCAUCUCCUAUGUCGUUUACAUCCAAUAAUAUCAGCAUUUCAGGCUCAUCAGCUGUUGAUGGAUCCUCUGUAGUACAGCAGGGCAAUCAUCAAGACCCAAGCACACAGCAAAUCCAGCAUGCUCAGCAUCAACAGGGGGCAACAAGUGCUAUGUCGCUGCCUACCUCACAAACUGCUCAAACUUCUCUUCCGAUGGGUCCACGAGUCCCUGGAACUUUCUUACAGGACACAAAUAAUCUUUCCCACGUGCAAAAGAAACCCAGAUUAGAUAUCAAACAAGAAGAUAUUCUGCAGCAGCAAGUGCUGCAGCAACUGCUUCAGAGACAGGAUUCCAUGCAGUUGCCGGGCAGAGGUCCGCAGCUACAGACAUUGCUUCAGCAACAGAGACUGAGGCAACAGCAGCAAAUUUUCCAGUCUAUGCCACCAUUACAGAGAGCCCAAUUGCAACAGCAGCAGCAGCAGCAGAUGCAAUUGAGGCAGCAAAUGCAACAGCAGGCCAUGCAGCCAGUAUCAGCCUUAAAGCGCCCUUAUGAUGGAGGCAUAUGUGCCCGCCGGUUGAUGCAAUAUCUGUACCAUCAACGACAACGACCAGCUGAGAAUGCUAUUGCCUAUUGGAGAAAAUUUGUGGCUGAAUAUUACUCACCUCGGGCGAAGAAGCGAUGGUGCUUGUCGUUAUACGACAAUGUUGGGCAUCAUGCACUUGGUGUUUUCCCUCAGGCAGCUAUGGAGGCAUGGCAGUGCGAUAUUUGCGGCUCUAAGUCUGGAAGAGGAUUUGAGGCCACUUUUGAAGUACUUCCAAGACUGGAUGAGAUCAAAUUUGGAAGUGGUGUCAUUGAUGAGCUUUUGUUUUUGGACUUGCCACGUGAAUGUAGAUUUCCAUCUGGAGUAAUGAUGCUCGAGUAUGGCAAAGCAGUGCAAGAGAGCGUGUAUGAGCAACUUCGUGUUGUUCGCGAGGGUCAGCUCCGUAUCAUAUUCACCCAUGACUUGAAGAUUCUGUCAUGGGAAUUCUGUGCACGUCGUCAUGAAGAACUUCUCCCGCGAAGGGUGGUUGCACCCCAGGUUAAUCAGCUUGUUCAGGUGGCACAAAAGUGCCAGAGCACAAUUGCUGAAAGUGGCGCUGAUGGGGUCUCUCAGCAGGACCUGCAAACAAACAGCAACAUGGUCCUGACUGCUGGGCGUCAGCUUGCAAAAACUUUAGAGUUACAGUCUCUAAAUGAUUUGGGUUUCUCCAAAAGAUAUGUAAGGUGUUUGCAGAUUUCUGAGGUUGUCAACAGCAUGAAGGAUUUGAUUGAUUUCUGCCGGGAGCACAAAGCUGGGCCUAUAGAGGGCUUGAAAAAUUAUCCUCGGCAUUCCUCUCUAGGCAAGCUCCAGAUGCAAAAGAUGCAGGAAAUGGAGCAACUAGCAAAUGUACAAGGCUUGCCAACUGACAGGAACACCCUCAACAAGCUUAUGGCAUUACAUCCUGGAAUAAACAAUCAUGUGGGCAACAACCCCUCAAUGGCUGGCCGAGGGGCUUUAAGUGGUUCAGCUCAGGCUGCUUUGGCACUGACAAACUAUCAGAAUCUCCUCAUAAGGCAAAACUCCAUGAAUUCAAACUCGAGCUCACAUCAACAAGAGGGUGGAUCGCCUUUUAAUAAUUCUAGCCAGAGUCCAUCUUCAAACUUCCAAGGGCCUGGUGCAUUUGUCCCGGGAUCAUUACAGAACUUACCUGCAAGUGGUUUUUCAAGUUCACAAAUUACUCCCCAGCAGCCACAACAGCAACACCGAACCUUGAGUGGUAAUAACUUGCUGCAGCAGAACCAUUCACAGUCAUCUCCUGGCAACCAAGCGUUGCACCAGCAGAUGAUCCAGCAACUGCUGCAAGAAAUGUCUAAUAACAGCGGGGGAGGUGUGCAGCAGCAUUCUCUUUCUGGACAGAAUGGGAGUGUCAGUAUGGGAAGGAAUGGAGUAUGUUUUGGAAGCAACUCUGCACCUUCACCUGCUAUGUCAGGACAUGCACCAAGCAGGAGCAACAGUUUUAAAGCUACUUCAAACGAUUCUUCGGCAGCUGCUGGAAAUAGUGGGUUUAAUCAGAAAGUGACAGAUUUGGCUCAGAAUCUCCAUUUGCAGGACGACAUAGUUUCAGAUAUUGCUCACGAGUUCACUGAAAAUGGCCUUUUUAACAGUGGUGACCUUGAUGAUAACAUGGGUUAUGGCUGGAAGGCAUGACUAACAUGGAAUUUGUACAGAAUAUUAAGUAGCCCUACCCGCCUUUGCCUUUCUAAUUAUGGAAUUUCUAUAGGUACUUAGGUUUCCUUUGUUUUUGCUUCACAUCACUUUUUUUCCGUAUCGUCUCUGUUAAGUCUUGCAAGUGUAAUCUACCGGACAAUAUCUGGAACACCUAAUAUCAUAUUUUUAUGAGUUAUUAUUGCAA
Molecule: messenger RNA, 3151 nt
Organism: Mercurialis annua (annual mercury)
Lineage: Eukaryota; Viridiplantae; Streptophyta; Magnoliopsida; Malpighiales; Euphorbiaceae
Product: probable transcriptional regulator SLK2
Exons: 10
Coding region: 409-2946 (845 amino acids)
Biological process (GO): positive regulation of transcription by RNA polymerase II; negative regulation of transcription by RNA polymerase II
Cellular component (GO): nucleus; transcription regulator complex
Source: RefSeq, a predicted model, not a curated record